AUGAGCUCAUCGCACUUUGCAAGCAAGGGCGCAAGGGUCUCUGUCCCCGCAGAUCGUCUCCACCGUUUCGCCGUCUGGGCCUGCAGGCGCGACGGCGAGCAGGGCCGUCAGUACAGCAGGAUGCUACGCACGACAAGGCCCAUCGUGUUGCUGCGAAGGACACAUGGACAAGUGAGACAUGCAGCACGGCUCGUUCCGAUCAAUGCGCACGAGUCUGCGCCCGUCGAGACCAAUGAGUCAAAGGCAGUAUCCGGUGGACCCUUGCCAGGUCAAGUAGCGAUGCCACAACCACCGCACAAUCUGCCUAUGGGUCAGGCGCCCAAUCGCAUCGGUGUAUGGUCUAAAACCCAAAAUCCAAAAGCGAAUGCGAUGAGAGGACCGAGAUUCGAGCAGACAUCGAUGGACUUCCAGCCUCAGCCCGUAGCAGCAAUCGAACUGAUCGCUAAGGAGCCCAUUCGAUUGGUCAACACGAGGAUAGCAUCUUGCGAUGGCGGACGAGGCGCGCUCGGGCACCCUCAGGUGUACAUCAAUCUCGACAAACCUGGCUCGAAAGCAUGCCCAUACUGCGGCAUCCGCUUCGAAAGGGAACAUGGUAUCCAUGGCCAUCACUGA
This is a messenger RNA of Mixia osmundae IAM 14324, 612 nucleotides long. RefSeq lists its product as uncharacterized. Gene Ontology annotation, biological process: mitochondrial electron transport, NADH to ubiquinone. Lineage: Eukaryota; Fungi; Basidiomycota; Mixiomycetes; Mixiales; Mixiaceae. Bases 1 to 612 code for a protein of 203 amino acids. The transcript is spliced from 5 exons. The record is from RefSeq and is a predicted model, not a curated record.